This is a messenger RNA of Chironomus riparius, 777 nucleotides long. The record is from the annotation of a GenBank genome assembly. Lineage: Eukaryota; Metazoa; Arthropoda; Insecta; Diptera; Chironomidae.
CGACGAUAUUGUGAGAGAUAGGGACGUGAAAGGAAAAAGUUAUGAAAUUUGUAAAAAUAUUGAUUUUGUGUAUUUGCUUUAUAUAUACUACUGAAGCGUUUCACAACUUUCGGAUCAGUGAAAGAAAAAAGCACUAUCAAAUUGAUGACCUGAAAAAGCGACUAAUUCACGAUAAAAAGAGUUCCGAUGACAUCAGCAGUAACAUAAUUCCGCCAUAUAUUCGCAAAUAUAAUCGACGUUUUAAAUCAAUUUAUGAGUCGAUGCAUAAAGGCAGUCCGCAUGAGACGAAUAUGUUGAUGAAUUAUGAGAAGAAUUUCCGGUCAAAGAAGAAUAAUGGAAGGGAUAAGCAUGUUUACGGACAUUUUGAGAAAUAUCAGCACGACCAAAUUCAUACAAAUGAGAUUCCCGAAAAUGACAUUUUAAGCGAGAUUAUUCACAAAAGUGGACAUCAUAAAAAACAUCGUCAGCAUCAUCAUCAUCAUCAUCACAGUAAUAAGAUCAAAAAGUUAAGAACAAAGCCAGAAGCCGGCAUAAUGCAAAAGAAGAUAAAGAUAUAAAAGUAUGUUAACAACUUAACACAUAAUCUUUGAUUUAUGCACCUGUUAGAUCUCCUAUAUUUUUGUUUUGGCACACUUACAAAGUUUAUAGACCAGAAAGGAAGCGAGAGAAGAAAGCAUAGAAGUAGAAAAAAAUUGUAUAAAUAUUAUAAUAGUCUCAAGAUUAUAGCUUUAAUCCUCAUAAGUCUCUAAAUAAUCCUAUACGCUAUGAAUAAAAGUC